Lolium perenne is the source of this 1753-nucleotide messenger RNA. RefSeq names its product probable trehalose-phosphate phosphatase 1. The record is from RefSeq and is a predicted model, not a curated record. Gene Ontology annotation, biological process: trehalose biosynthetic process. Gene Ontology annotation, molecular function: trehalose-phosphatase activity. Lineage: Eukaryota; Viridiplantae; Streptophyta; Magnoliopsida; Poales; Poaceae.
UAUACGCGUCCAACUCGACGCCAUUUUCCUCUCCCCCCUUCUUCUCUUCCCGUUGCAAAUACAUCGACCUCCUGUUCUCCUAUCGAAGUUUCACUUUUGUGACAUACAAUUACACAUGCGCUGUCACACUAGUGUAUAUGAAGAUUACUGGUAACUUUCUUCUAAGGAACCGUUUACGUACCUACACUGACAACAAAACACUGAAGAAGUGGUUUUUCAUUGACAAGACUGUGGGUUGAAUCUGGUUGAAACAAGCUAGCCCUUCUUCCACCUAGUUUUUAGCCCCCCAAAAGACCAUUUUGCAUUUAUCCUAUUCAUUUAUUUCUCUCGUGUAUAAGAGCAAUAGCAAUACCUUGCAAUCUCGCAUGCCAUGUCUGAUCCUGUGGCAAAAAGCGAGACAGUGUUGGCACUGCUUUCAAAUAUGACGCCAUCUCCAGUCACAUCCAAGGGGAAUCCAUGUUGUUCCUUAAGUGUAACAUAUGUCAGUAGACGUAAACUUGUAGAAGUCGUCGAUGGACUACUCGGGGUGAUGACGCUGUCAUCAACCUGUACAAAACCAUGCGUACAUUCCGGAUCUGACGAAAUUGCCGCUGACAAUGCUUGGCUGGCAAAGUGCCCUUCUGCUUUAUCUUCCUUCAACCAAAUCAUAGCUAGCAUGGAGGGCAAGAAGAUCGCGUUGUUUCUGGACUAUGAUGGCACACUUUCUCCUAUCGUCAAUGAUCCUGAGAAAGCGUUUAUGUCCCCAGAGAUGCGCUCUGCUGUGAAGAAUGUAGCAAAGUUCUGCCCGACGGCAAUCGUCAGUGGGAGGUCCCGUGACAAGGUGUUUGAAUUUGUAAAGCUGAAGGAGCUCUACUAUGCUGGAAGUCAUGGGAUGGAUAUACUGGUACCUUAUUCAGGUUCUCAAAGUAUAACAAACGAUGACAAAGAAGCCAAACUGUUCCAACCAGCUAGAGAGUUUUUACCCAUGAUCAGUGAGGUCAACAAUUCCCUAGUGGAGGCCACUCGAUCAAUCAAGGGUGCAAAUGUUGAGAACAACAAGUUUUGUGUAUCUGUACAUUACCGCAACGUUGACAAGAAGGACUGGAAAUUGGUCGCGGAUAUUGUCGACAAUGUCCUGAAUGCUUUUCCUCGUCUCAAACUAACAACCGGACGAAAGGUUUUCGAAGUUCGUCCAGUGAUUGACUGGGACAAGGGAAAGGCUGUAGAGUUUCUGCUCCGGUCGCUCCGGUUAGAUGACCCUGAAAUUGUUCUUCCGAUCUACAUUGGAGAUGAUCGAACCGAUGAAGACGCGUUCAAGGUGCUCCGGCAGCGGAACUGUGGAUAUGGGAUUCUGGUUUCACAAGUGCCCAAGGAGACUGAGGCCAUCUACUCACUGCGAACCCCAUCUGAAGUGAUGGAAUUCCUCAAUUCUUUGGUGAGAUGGAAGGAACAAUCACCAUGAAUGAAUGAUCAAGAAUGAUAGCUCAGUAACAACUCAUCAGUUUAGUCAGGCAGAAAUGACAGUAGCAAUUAAGCAUUUCCUUCCAGGGCGAAUAUUUCACAGCGCUGGAGGUGGAUAGCUUAGGUAGUUGCCGACCUACUAAGAUGAUAUUUUCUUUUAGUUUUCCUUGACAAAGUUUAACUUUUUUUCCACCUUUGCCUGGGGAACUCUGCCACAAUUUGCAUCAUUUGUGAUUUGUUGGACGAAAGAACUUCGGUGAAGCUUUUUGAUAAAAAAAAAAGGCAUAUAGAUGCCUGGCGUUAAAUUAAUAAA